This is a messenger RNA of Phragmites australis (common reed), 506 nucleotides long. RefSeq names its product E3 ubiquitin-protein ligase RMA1-like. The record is from RefSeq and is a predicted model, not a curated record. The transcript is spliced from 2 exons. Gene Ontology annotation, molecular function: ubiquitin protein ligase activity; ubiquitin-like protein conjugating enzyme binding; metal ion binding. Gene Ontology annotation, biological process: ubiquitin-dependent protein catabolic process. NCBI's taxonomy places the organism in Eukaryota, Viridiplantae, Streptophyta, Magnoliopsida, Poales, Poaceae. Bases 1 to 438 code for a protein of 145 amino acids. Gene Ontology annotation, cellular component: endoplasmic reticulum.
AUGGAGGUGGAUAUGAAGCCCCGCAGGGUGAGGGUGAGCGCUGCAGCCAACGAGCAGACGCCGCCGUCUUGGUGCAGCAUCUGCCUGGAGCCGGUGGUGACGCGGUGCGGGCACCUCUACUGCCGGCCGUGCAUGUACCGGUGGCUCGACUCCAAGCAGCACGACGUCGGGCGGUGCCCCGUCUGCAAGGCCGCCGUCUCCGAGGAACACCUCGUGCCGCUCUACGGCCGUGGCUGCAGCAGCGGCACUACUGGUAGUGGUCUGCAUCUGCAUAGUACGACGUGCCGAGGUCCGAGUCCGACCACAUACUUCAACGGCAUUGCCCUGGCGGUCCUACUUCCCUGGGCGACAACUACAAGGGGCGCCGAGAGGCCGAGGCCGCCAUCGAUGCGUCUGAACUGGAAUGGAGACAGGAGGGUGGCACGGCGGCGACCAUAGUGCAGCAGAUAUGGCUCUUCCCAGCCACGGCAGCCCUCCUCUGCUUCCUCUCCUCCUCUGAGUUACAA